Varanus komodoensis (Komodo dragon) is the source of this 1441-nucleotide messenger RNA. RefSeq names its product CD59 glycoprotein-like. The transcript has 3 exons. The record is from RefSeq and is a predicted model, not a curated record. Lineage: Eukaryota; Metazoa; Chordata; Lepidosauria; Squamata; Varanidae. Bases 638 to 1000 code for a protein of 120 amino acids.
AAAUGUCUAAAGGCCUCCACAACCCAAAAUAUAUCUGAAAGACCCAAGUUAUAAAGAACAAUGCCCAAUGACAACUACACAAAACUCCUACAUUUCUCAUUGAUUUUUCAUUUCUGGUUUUUGUCUAUAUAGGAUGGUGUUGCUUCCUAAAAGAUUUUUAUUGUACUAAUUUCAGUAAAUAGUUGCCACCCUUUGCAGACUGCCUUCUAGGCAAAGAGCAACAUCAGAUUAAUGUUUUGGAUUGGGACAAGCAAUGCAUAAGGCUGGAGUGGAGAACUUUAGGUCUGGAGUCCAAAUCUGGCUUUGCUGGCAUCACAAUAUGGCUGUCCAGGAUUCUCUAAAAGGCCCAUGCUUUCUUUCCGACCGCCACUGCUUCCCAUAUGCUGAUCACUUGGUAGUUUUCCAGCUUUUGCACAAGUUUUUCCCCAUUCUAAAAUGUUGGAAUCCUUCUCCUAGGGCUCCAAGUUACAAUAUGGUGGGUUUUUUGGUCUCAACACAUUCAACCAGUAGAAUGCAGCCCUCAAAAGUUUCUCUGGAACUGAGUUUAAUGCUUCUGCACCCGAGCAUAAGGGCACUCCUCCCCUAGAGAUUCUGGCCCUGAUCUCGUAUGUUUCUGUUUCUAGACUAAGGCGGGACCAUGGACAAAAUGAACUGCCUACUGCUUACGGUCUUCAUUAUCAUAGCUAUAUCCUGCGGUUCUGGCCAUGCACUGAGAUGUUACAAAUGUGAACAAAGUCCCUUCCUGUGUAGGAGCAACAUUACCUGUAGCGAAGAGGAAGAUGUUUGCUUGCAAAUUCGGUUUGUGCAUUUGAGAACCUAUGGCUGCUGGAAAUCGUCGCUGUGCAGCCAUGAGGAUGUUGCCCGGGCCUUUGAUGCUGACAGUUUUAGAUCUCUUUGCUGCCAAAGAGAUUUCUGCAACAAGAGUCCAGACAUCUUGGUCAGUACAGCUCCACUCAGUAUUUCUGCAGUGACUGUGAUUUGGAUGAUGAUGUACCUGUAACAAAUAAAUUAAAGGUAAUGUGUUCUUCAUACAUCUCACUCUCCAUCCCCUUUUGAGCUGGGAUAUCUGUUGCUAAUUGGAGAAAGAACACACUGGAGAAAGAGAUUUGCAUGCCAUUGUAACCCACAUAAAGACGUAAGAAAGGUUUGCUGGAUCAGAUGUCUCGAUAUUGGGAUCAGAAGAACACCUAUCUAGUCUGGCAUUCUCUUGGCUCCCACAAUUGCUAACUGGAUGCCUAUGGAAAGUGCACAGAUGGAACACGAAUGCUUAUGACAGCUCUUUUCCCCCACAUAUGUUCCCCAGUAACUGUUAUCAGGAUACGUUCUGCCUUUGAUACUGCAGGGUAAUAUAUAGACUCUAUAGCUAGUGGCCCACCAGUAUCCCAGCUAUGUUUCUAAUAACAGAAUCAUAGAGUAGUAGAGUUGGAAGGAGCCAAGAAUG